AGGCUGGGGGAGGAGCUUGGGCGCCAGCCGCUGUCCCUGUACCGCUGCGACCGGGGGCCAACUCUCUGCUUCUUGUGCCGCCGCACGUACUUGCGCCGCCGUACUAGCGACCAGCCGCCCGCUCGCUCGCCCGCAGGAGUGGCCGGCCGCGGGGGAUGGACGCUGAGAACGCGGACAGCCAUUCCCUUCAGCAAGCCCAGGCUCUUUAUGCAUUUCCGUUCCAACAAAUGAUGGCAGAGGCUCCUCCCGUGGCGGCUAUGGACGAGCAGCACCUGCCAGGAGACGUCCCAACUCCUGCUCCGGAACCGGAACAAGAGACUCCAAAAGGAAGGAAAAGAAAACCCAGAACAACACAACCCAAAAAAACAGUGGAACCCAAAAAACCAGUGGAACCCCAAAAACCUGCCGAGGCCAAAAAAUCUGGGAAGUCCAAAAAGUCAAAAGAAAAGCAAGAAAAAAUUACAGACACGUUUAAAGUGAAAAGAAAAGUAGACCGUUUUAAUGGUGUUUCAGAAGCCGAACUUUUGACCAAGACUCUUCCUGACAUUUUGACAUUCAACCUGGAUAUUGUGAUUAUUGGCAUAAAUCCAGGACUAAUGGCUGCUUACAAAGGGCAUCAUUACCCUGGACCUGGAAACCAUUUUUGGAAGUGUCUGUUUAUGUCAGGGCUGAGUGAAGUCCAACUCAAUCAUAUGGAUGAUCACACUUUACCAGGGAAGUAUGGUAUUGGGUUUACCAAUAUGGUGGAAAGGACGACACCAGGCAGCAAGGAUCUUUCCAGUAAGGAAUUUCGUGAAGGAGGACGUAUUCUAGUGCAGAAGUUACAGAAAUAUCAGCCACGAAUAGCCGUUUUUAAUGGAAAAUGUAUUUAUGAAAUUUUUAGUAAAGAAGUUUUUGGAGUGAAGGUUAAGAACUUAGAAUUUGGACUUCAACCCCAUAAGAUCCCAGACACAGAAACCCUCUGCUAUGUUAUGCCAUCAUCAAGUGCAAGAUGUGCUCAGUUUCCUCGAGCCCAGGACAAAGUGCAUUACUACAUUAAAUUGAAGGACUUAAGAGAUCAGUUGAAAGGCAUUGAACGAAACACAGAUGUUCAAGAGGUGCAAUAUACAUUUGACCUACAGCUGGCUCAAGAGGAUGCAAAGAAGAUGGCUGUUAAGGAAGAGAAAUAUGACCCGGGUUAUGAAGCAGCCUAUGGUGGUGCUUACAGUGAAAACCCCUGCAAUAGCGACCCUUGCAGCUUCUCCUCAAAUGGACUGGUAUCUGCUGACAAUGGAGAAGCAACAUUCGGUGACAUUCCAAAUGGGCAAUGGAUGGCCCAGCCAUUUUCCGAGCAGCUCCCUCCCUUCAGUAGUCAUUGUGGGCCGCAAGGCCAGGAAGAAGAAAACCGUGCUUGAGAAUGGCGUGUUUCAGCUCUGCGUAAAUGCUGCAGUUUUAAUGCAGUUGUCAAGAAGUUGCCCUCAGUUUGCUAACUGAAGUAUUUUAUUAGUAUUUUACUCUUGUGA
This is a messenger RNA of Talpa occidentalis (Iberian mole), 1502 nucleotides long. RefSeq names its product G/T mismatch-specific thymine DNA glycosylase-like. Gene Ontology annotation, biological process: base-excision repair, AP site formation. Gene Ontology annotation, cellular component: nucleus. Gene Ontology annotation, molecular function: mismatch base pair DNA N-glycosylase activity. The record is from RefSeq and is a predicted model, not a curated record. Lineage: Eukaryota; Metazoa; Chordata; Mammalia; Eulipotyphla; Talpidae.